Daucus carota subsp. sativus is the source of this 435-nucleotide messenger RNA. RefSeq lists its product as uncharacterized. Lineage: Eukaryota; Viridiplantae; Streptophyta; Magnoliopsida; Apiales; Apiaceae. The transcript has a single exon. The coding region runs from base 1 to 435 and encodes 144 amino acids. The record is from RefSeq and is a predicted model, not a curated record.
AUGUCCAGCCGUGAAUUCUCUCCGAUCAUCGACGUCGAAUCGAACGACGACGUCCCGGAGUCGCUGUUCGUGAAGCGCCGCUUCUGCUUCUGCAUCCCCUACGGCUCCGACAAUUCCGCGGCCGCGGGGCUCAAGUCGCUGUGGAGCAGCGGCGUCAGCUCGCUCAAGAAGCUUCGCGAGUGGUCGGAGAUUGUCGCCGGGCCGCGGUGGAAGACGUUCAUCCGGCGAUUCAAUCGGAACAAGAGCGGGGGCUCGAACAAGUACCAGUACGACCCGCUCAGCUACGCGCUCAACUUCGACGAGGGCCCCGCCGGAGACCCGGUCGAGGUGGACGAGUAUUUGGCGCGCAAUUUCUCGGCGAGAUACGCCACCGUGUCGCCGGGUCUGGGGAGAGGAUCCAUGGAUCUAGGCAAGGAAGGUCCGAGUUUCAGCUGA